Ficedula albicollis (Collared flycatcher) is the source of this 2751-nucleotide messenger RNA. RefSeq names its product chromosome 1A open reading frame, human C12orf40 (gene REDIC1). The transcript is spliced from 12 exons. The coding region runs from base 105 to 2060 and encodes 651 amino acids. NCBI's taxonomy places the organism in Eukaryota, Metazoa, Chordata, Aves, Passeriformes, Muscicapidae. The record is from RefSeq and is a predicted model, not a curated record.
UAUUAAAAUCAUACUUAUUUGCAUUUUUCAGAAGCAGAAUCAUAUUAAAGCAGGAAAGGAGAAAACAAAAGGAAUACUUUGAAAGAAAGAAACUUAAGUCAAAAAUGAAGCUCCUGGAAGUAUCAUCUCCUAAAAGUUCAGCAGUCAGUUUGGAUCUCCUUAAUCUAUAUGUGGUUAACCAGAUAUCAACCAAAAAAGACAACAGUGAGAACAUGAGGAAGCCAGUCCACAUUGAUAUCACUGAAGAUGAAAAGAAACCUAUCAGAAGACAUAACUUAGAGCUUCCCACGUCCCCCCUACGUACACAACAUAAGUCAAACUUAGAUGUUCUCCAGAGCAGGUUACAAAAGCAAGUUUUGGAGAGCAGAAGACAGCAUCUCUCAGAAAAAGUAAAAUACCAGCAUAAUUUCUCUAACCAUACACAGCUUUCAGAAGAAAAUUUCAACACAAACCUAGUGGGCAACAUUUGGGAACAGCCCUAUGAAAAGAAACUGCAAAACCAGCCAGGAAAGAGCUUUGAUCAAGACCCUUGGAACACAAAACAGUCAAGUCAGUGUGUUUUCAGGAAGUCUGAUACAAUGGCUCAGGAACUAUUCACGCCAUUUGAUAGUUACACCUCAUUGCCUUCCCCCAGGCCAGACCACAUGAAUUCUGCCAGGAAAAAUCCAGUGAUAAUAGCCAAUAAUGAAUCUGAAAACUGUGGAGGAAUAAAAGAACCAAUAUUUGAUGUUGUGAAAGAAACUGCAGAACUGAAAGGUCCCCAAGAUGGAAGGGAUUGUUCCUUUCUGGCACUAUUUGAAGAUGAGAGUCAACCAAUCCAUAAUAAUCCUUCCACAGAGCAUUUUAAUCCUUUUUCUAACCAAAGCAAUACUGACAUUUUUGUCACUGUUCCUGAUGUUAGAAAUCAAAUUACCAACAGGAAUUAUUCUUAUGACACUAGAAAGGUUUAUCCUGCAACCAAUACAAAAGAAAAUUCCAUAGACAGACAUCUUGAAGGUAUUUUGACAGCUCCCGAGCAGGUUUUCCUUAAAAGUAACAAUGUGUUAAGUACAAGCCACAAGGAAACCAGUGGACUUCAUAAAACCCACGUACAGAACUGUCGUGAGGGACAGCAGCACUUCAUACCCUGUGAAAAGAAAGAAAAAAGAGCAAACCUUGAAAAAAUUGGGAUAUUUGCUUACCACCAUGAUCAGCAGAAUAGCUUAAAGGAGAAUGUGCAGAAUUACUCAAGGAAAAAAAGUGAUAACAAGUCUGUGAAAGAAACAGCCUGGAAUCAGAACCAUCUCUUUGUAUUUGAAGAGUUCACAACAGCAUAUGAGAAAGGGUAUAAGUUUGGAGUGAGUUCAUAUCUUCAAGAGAUGGAGAUGGAUGUGGAGUCACCACUCAUCAGUCAUUCUCACAGUUACUCUCCAAGGCAGACUGAGAGCUAUUUGAGCUCUAGUCCUGACACAUCUGAAGAAGAAGACACAGCCAAAACGAAGGAAUAUCUGAAUGAACAGUCCUUGAAGGCGCAUGGUGCCAACCUAUUCUCAGCCUCAGCAAGCAGAGAGGCCCCCAAGAGCUCUCACACUCCAAGUGUGGGUAUGCAGCCCAGCAGUUUUUUUGCUAGAGAAGAAGCAAACAAUCUUCAGGAGAAAGACUCUAAUUUUUGUGCCGCAGAGGAGGGAAAUAAAACCCAGAGAGCUCUGUCUCAGGGCCCAUCACACCGCACCCUUAAGAGGGAGCAUGUCACUCGCAGCGCCAGGCGCGACGUUUGGUCGCAGACCGAGGGCUCGGUGACAGAAGUAGAGAAGGUGGAUGUGGGCACCCAGUGUGGCACCCUGAGGGUGUGCAGCUGCGGGGGAUCCCUCCCCGCUGCCCGCAGCCCAGGGGAGCAGAGCAGCUGCCCAGCUGCCCCGCCCGCUGCUGCUCCUCCCAGCACCGUGCAGGAGGUGCCGCAGCCCGCGGGCACCGGGACUGACGCCUUCUCUGCUGAGAUCGAGUACCUGAGUUUGGCUGGCAGCAGGACGCUAGAGGUGCUGAGCUACAUUGAUAGAAUGAAGGAGAGAGAGAAGCAGUGAGCAACCAUAAUGGCAUAUAACGAACACAAUAGUUUUGUCCUGUUCUUAGUGUAUUUCAUUCAGUUGGCAUAUUCUGACUUUUCUAGCAUGGUUACUGUUUGUUAGCUUUAACUAUCAAUAAUUAUGGAUUUCUGUCUACCUACUGCUAUCUCAAAGUAUGGGUUUCCAUAGAUAUCCAACUAUUAACAAAGGAUUUUACAAUAGCCUAACAAAUUCAUACUUUAGGAAUUAUAUUGGUUUCCUCACCAUAUACCCAUAGGAUUUUGUAGAUUGGAAUUGACUGACUGUGUUUCUUUUAAGGUAAUGGGAAGGUGUUGAUCUGCUUCAAAACGUAUUUAGUGUGGCUCUGAGUUCAGAGCCAUUGUCUGAGUUUUACCCCUUUUAACAGAAAAACUUGCCUUUGUCAUGUGUUCAUACUAAACACAAAAAUGGGAAACAACAGAAAAUGUACAUCUGCACACAUAGAAUAGAAUGUAAUUUAAAAAGAGCUAAUUUAUUAAUUUCUUUUUUAAAUGCUCAAUUUUCCUUCCACAGCAGAUCCAUUCAUUAAUUUUCUGGCUGUUAAUCUAAAAAAUCUUUCAUGUGUUUCUGUGUUCUGUCUGCAAGUUGAAAAUCUGAACUACUUUCCUCUUCAUUUCAGUGUUUGUGUGAAGCUACAAAUCACAACAAAUAAAAGUUUCUGAUAAUAUUA